AGGCGCUGCAGCCAUUUCAUCACUUUAAAGAGAGAAACCGGAGAUCAGGGUCCCAGAGUAACUGUAACCAGAGAUCUGCAAACAUUUACAUACUCUACUGUGACACCGAACUAUAAAAGAGAAGGGACAUACGCGGAGGGAAAGGAGCAGGAAGCUAAGACACCUUAAAUGCGAAAGGAGAGAAAAAAAACGAAGCACUUUUGAAAUCGGAUUUGCGGCUUGUAGCAAUCAUGUGUGAAUGUGGUCUAUGAGACUUGCUCUGCGGUGCACGGACGCGUGGCUGUUGCUUUAUACUGGAGCUCAGGAGGUUUCCUUUAAUACUUUGAAGACACUUGAAUUGUACAAAGUAAAAAAAUGGGUUGGAAGAGCCAUUCAGGCGGAUGGUUUGUGAUUGUUUUGGCACUUUGGCUUGGAUUUGGAAUAACGCGUUGCAGGACUCGGACAUACACGAACCACUGGGCUGUGAGGAUAACAGGGGGUCCCGAAGUUGCAGACAGGAUAGCCGGCAAAUACGGCUACAGAAACAUGGGUCAGAUUGGAGUCUUAAAGGAUUACUAUCACUUUUUCCAUAGCCGAACAAUAAAAAGGUCUACACUCUCUAGCAGAGGAAUGCAUAAUUUUAUUUCCAUGGAACCAAAGGUGGAAUGGAUACAGCAACAAGUAGUGAAAAGACGAACGAAGAGAGAUUACAAAGCUUCUCAGCAACUACCCAUUUCUUUCAAUGAUCCCAAGUGGCAGAACAUGUGGUACAUACACUGCAAUGAUGACACUCGUAAUUGUCAAUCUGGAAUGAAUAUUGAAGGCGCUUGGAAGCGUGGUUAUACUGGGAAAAAUGUUGUAGUCACCAUUUUGGAUGACGGAAUUGAGAGAAACCAUCCUGAUCUGGUUCAAAAUUUUGAUUCACAGGCGAGUUUUGAUGUUAAUAGCAACGACAAUGAUCCAAUGCCUCGAUAUGAUGCAAGCAAUGAAAACAAACAUGGAACCCGUUGUGCCGGAGAAGUGGCUGCAACUGCAAACAAUUCACACUGCAUAGUAGGAAUUGCCUACAAUGCCAGGAUCGGAGGUGUGCGAAUGCUGGAUGGUGAUGUUACAGACAUGGUGGAAGCAAAAUCACUCAGCCUACAACAGCAGUACAUUGAUAUCUACAGUGCCAGCUGGGGCCCAGAUGACGAUGGAAAGACAGUAGAUGGACCAGCAACGCUUGCCAGACAAGCUUUUGAAACUGGAAUUCGAGCAGGAAGAAAGGGCUUGGGUUCAGUCUUUGUCUGGGCCUCAGGUAAUGGAGGGAGAAGUCGAGAUCAUUGUUCCUGUGAUGGAUACACCAACAGUAUCUAUACUAUAUCCAUAAGCAGUACUGCAGAAAGUGGAAAGAAGCCUUGGUAUCUGGAGGAAUGUGCUUCCACACUGACUACCACCUUCAGCAGCGGGGAAAACUAUGAUCGAAAAAUAGUUACAACAGACCUUAGGCAUCGCUGCACUGAUAGUCACACAGGAACAUCUGCCUCGGCACCUAUGGCUGCAGCAAUCGUUGCUCUUGCUUUAGAAGCAAAUCAGUUUCUAACAUGGAGGGAUGUUCAGCAUAUUAUUGUAAAAACUUCACGUCCCGUGCAUCUAAUUGCCCCUGACUGGAAAACAAAUGCUGCUGGCUAUAAAGUGAGCCAUCUUUAUGGAUUUGGAUUAAUGGAUGCAGAAGCUAUGGUUAAAGAAGCAGAGCGAUGGAGGACAGUUCCACCCCAGCACAUCUGUGUGGAGCCUGCUGACAAACAAAUAAGGACAAUUCGUUCAGAUGCUGUUGUGAGAAUAGUGUUUAAAGCUACUGGUUGUGCUGACAACAGUAACCAUCGAGUCAUUUACUUGGAACAUGUUGUUGUGCGCAUCACCAUUCAUCACUUCCGAAGAGGAGAUCUAUCUAUUUAUCUUACCUCACCUUCUGGAACAAAAUCACAGUUACUGGCUAACCGGUUAUUUGAUCAUUCAAUGGAAGGAUUUAAAAACUGGGAUUUCAUGACAACUCACUGUUGGGGUGAAAAAGCUGCAGGUGAUUGGAUACUUGAAAUUUACGACAGCCCAUCACAAAUACGAAAUCAUAAAACACCAGGAAAGCUUAAGGAGUGGACUUUAAUUCUCUAUGGGACAUCUGUUCAUCCUUAUUCCUACCAGGGAUCAUUUGACAAUCUAAAGCAAGAGAAACCACGCUCCCCAGAGGAAGUUCAAGACGACUACUAUAUGGAUGAGUAUAUUGGGCACUGCCACCCAGAAUGUAGUGAUGCCGGCUGCGAUGGGCCUGGGCCACAUCAGUGCAUUGACUGUUUGCAUUACUUCCUGAAAUUUAAAAACCAUACACGAACCUGCGUUUCAGAAUGUCCUUCUGGCUUCUUUCGAGAUGAUAAGAAACGCUGCAAGAAGUGCUUCUCACUGUGUGAGACUUGCAUUGGUGGGCGCUCUGAUCAGUGUACUUCAUGCAAGACUGGUUAUUUUUUAAAUGAAGAAACAAACAGUUGUGUAUCUACUUGUCCAGAGAGCUUCUACCUUGAUAAAGAAGACAAUAUAUGCAGGAAAUGUAGUGAAAACUGUAAAAAAUGUACAACACUACAGACUUGUACAGAAUGCAGACCUGGACUGAGUUUACAGGGCUCAAAAUGUAUAGUGAGUUGCAAUCCUGGUUCAUACUAUAAUGGUCAUCGAAAAGAAUGUGAAGUUUGCCACCAGGCUUGUGCUACCUGUGCAGGUUCAGGGGCAGAGGCUUGCAUAACGUGUGCUGAAAAUUAUUAUAUGGAAGAAUGGAGAUGUGUACCAUCAUGCAGCCCUGGGUAUUAUCUGGAGCAAAGCUCUGAAAAUGAAGAAAAACCAAGUAGCUGCAAAAAAUGUGAUGCUAGCUGUGUGACCUGUUCUGGGUUUGGAGAAAGAAACUGCACCAGCUGUGUUAGUGGAUACAACCUGGAGUCUGGUGUGUGUGUGGUUGGCACCAUCUGUAAAGAUGCAACUGAAGAAAAAUGGGCUGAAGGAAGCUUCUGUGUUCUAGUCAAAAAGAACAAUCUUUGUCAACGAAAAGUACUCCAACAGCUGUGUUGUAGAACAUGUUCGUUAAACGAGUGAAUUGACUUCUACAGGGUCUCGUCACUUCCGUAUACAUUUAUUUUGAUAAUUUAUAUGAAAAGCUGCCAAGCUCCGUUUUCAUUGGAGUUGCUGAACUGAUCUGCAGAACUUUAAGUGACAGAACUACAACAAACCUACCUUUUCUUUACUGAGAUGAGUUUUCAGGGUUUAGCAACCAGAAUAAUGAUGAACAUGUGUGCUGUGUGACCAAAGUUCCGAUGCCAAACAUAUUUUAACUUUGAUCUUCCAGUGGGAUCAUCCCAUUUUUGAAGAAUAUUUUUUAUCUUUGCAAUGCAGAUAUCACUUGUUUUAUCAGAAGUAUGGCACAAGUUUACAAUCCUAUAGAAUGUCAGUUAAAUCCAUUAACUUUCAAUUUGAUCGAUGAAUAGAAAACAAAAAUACAACACUUUAUAAAUACAGUAUACGCAUAUAUAUUAUAUUAUUAUGUAAGGACAGCUUGAAUCCAUCUUAAUUAAAUCUAUGGUCUCAGAUUCAGACAUAACACAUUCCAGAUUCAUAUAGUAACCCACACAUUAUAAUUCUUGUUGUUCAUGUGCAGUUUUUGUUAAUGGCUAAAAUAAUAUCAUAUAUACAUAUUACAUUUUUGCAAAAUUAACCUUUUGAUAUUAAAGGGAAAUGUAAACCUUGUGAGCUGAUCAUUGUAUUGUCUCUUUCAAACGGAAACUGAAAGCAGGACAGAAAUCUUUCUUACUUAACUGUUUUUUGAGUUAUUAUAAUACUAUUAUAAUAAUUAUAAAAAUCUAACAUGGGAAUGGAUUGAAGUUUUCAUUUUUCUAGUACAUAGCAGCGAUAGUUGCCAUUUAGUUGUACUGAUAAACUCAAAAAGUCUCAGUAGAAUAAUUUGGCACAGCAAAAUGAAAGCCCCCGUUCCUAACGAGAAGAACAAAACUAGAAAUCCUGUAAUCUCGACUAAUCCAAAAAACUGCACAUUCAGCUCUUUAAAAAAAAAAAUGCUACAUCUAAAAGAAUCUAACAUUGGCCAACUAAGCUACAAAAGUUAUCGUAACUGGUAAUAUGAACACAAGCGUUCAUUUCACAUUAAUUUGCUGUUGAAAUAAAAUAAUUGCGUCUAGCUGUAUUUCAUUUAUAAUUAAAAACAAAUGUGACACACUCAACAGAUUUCUUGCUGCUAGAAAUAAAUUUGCUCUUCAGCUCAUGCUUGAUAUUACUUUCUGGGUUACUCCUUCCACAGUGGUAUCCCUCCAGUAAAACAGUAUUCGCUUUUUAAAUUAGUGUGCUGUUUUAUGCUUUUUUUCAAUUCAGGUUCUGUUACAAAACACCACAUUUUUUUUACUUUGUUUUUAAAUAACUUUUAACCUAGUAACCAGUUUAGCGCAGUGGUAUACCAUGGAGAUUUUGCUGUAAGGUGAAGAUGCUAUAUUUUUACUUUUAAGUAACAUAAGGGAAGUAGACUCCAAAUGAAGAACACUACUAGCCUAAGGGUGAGAUCAUUAAUAGUUGAAACAGACAUGUACACUGCAAAAAUCUUUCAAUAAAGCUGCCAUUCUAAAAGGAGUGUCCAUAUGCAAUGUCGGUAUGGUAGGUACACGUAUUCCUAGGUUUCAGCAAAUCUCAUCUCUUAGCCUUGAACACAUCUCAUCUUAAAGCAUUUGUGAAUGCACAAGAAAUGUCUUAGGUUACCUUUUUCAUUUCUUUCUGCUGGACCAAAAAAAUGCAGGGAGAUUGCUAAAUUCAGUAUUUGUUAUCCAUGUGAAGUAUUACACAAUCCUCAAUGGAUCGGUUACAAAUACUUCAUGAGUUUUUAAUGUUUGCCUUUGGAAUGAGAGCUUAAGUCAUGUUAAUUCAUAUUCUGUUGGGGAUUUACAUGUUCUAGAUUGCAAACAAGAAAUAAAUAAGAAUGAAAAGGCUA
Molecule: messenger RNA, 4987 nt
Organism: Polypterus senegalus (gray bichir)
Lineage: Eukaryota; Metazoa; Chordata; Cladistia; Polypteriformes; Polypteridae
Gene: pcsk5b
Product: proprotein convertase subtilisin/kexin type 5b
Exons: 21
Coding region: 355-3096 (913 amino acids)
Biological process (GO): peptide hormone processing
Cellular component (GO): trans-Golgi network; Golgi membrane
Molecular function (GO): serine-type endopeptidase activity
Source: RefSeq, a predicted model, not a curated record